GGGGGCGUGGCCUCCCACGACCCCAGAACUAGGCGCUGGCUCCGGCGGAAGUCCCGCGGAGGUCGAGUGUAAAGCAGCCGGAGGCACUUCCGGGAUCGUCCAAGGCCGUUGCCAUGGAGCCUGCGGGACCGUGUGGCCAGUGUCCCCCCGGCGAGGCGAAGCCGGCGCGCUACACCUGCCCCCGCUGCAAUGUGCCCUACUGCUCGCUGGCCUGCUACCGGGCUCACGGGGCGUGUGCCGAGGCCUUCUACCGAGACCAGGUGCUGGGCGAACUCCGCGGCCGCACCGCCUCUCCCAGUCGCUUGGCGGGUGCCCUGCGCCGGCUGCGAGAGCAGCGCGAGGCCGAAGCGUCGGAGGAGCACCAGGAGGAGCACCAGGGCCUGGGCGGCCUGUGGGAGCGGUUGCAGCCCGCCGAAAAAGCAGCCUUUGAGCGACUCUUGAGCCGAGGAGAGGCCGGAAGGUUGCUCCCGCCCUGGCGGCCAUGGUGGUGGCGCGGCGGGGCUCGGACGCCGCUGCUGGAGGAGCUGCACGAGGACGGCACCUCGGGGCCCGCGUCUGUACCUGAGCCUGCCCAGGGUGAGCCAGAGCCUGUGGCCGAGCCGCCGCCCGUGCCAGCCACCAUCCCCGCCCUGGCGCGUCUAAGCGGCGGCCGCACGCCUUCGCCCCUGCUGCGCUUUCAGCUGCCUAACGUGCUCUUCGCCUACGCGCAUGCGCAGGCCCUCUAUCACGGUGGCCUGGAUGACGACCCGGAGCUGCUACUAGACCUGUGCUCCACCGUGCUGGGCGUGGCUGGUGCCCUCAGCGCCCACCACACCUUCCGCUCCACUCGGGAGGCUCUGCAUGCAGCUGCGCAUGCACUGAGGGCGGGUGCGCACCCACCUGGGCCCCUGGGCACCCGGGGCUCCAUGCGUGAGGCCGCCCGACUCCUGCUGGGCGAGAGCCCGCAGCCCGGCCUGCAGAAGGGCUACACGCUGGCUGCGCUGGGGCACCUGGCGCGUGCGUUUGGGCAAGCGCGCAACCUCAUACCUGCCGGCCAGCUUCGGGAACGCCUCUACCGUGCCCGCAAGAAGUGCCAGUACUUGCUGUCCUGGACCAACGAGCACGAGGAGGAACUUAUGUCUCUGGCCCUGGACUGUGCGCAGGAGUACCGGGCCGAGGAGGAGGAGGCUGGCCAGGUGGAAGCCCUGAGUGGGGAGCUGGAACGCUUGUGGGGAGGGUCGCGCCCCCCAGCCCCGAAGACCCUGAUCCAGGAGCUGGCCUGAGGGAAACCCGCCAGGCUUUGCCCCAAUAAAGCCAGCUUGAGACUGACCCUGGCCUCCCGGGUUGUGUGUGUGUCGGGGGGCAAAGGGGGUCUGUGUGACGGAAUGACCAUCAGGCUGAGGACAGGUUCUACCAUCAGAGCUCUAUUCCGGGUGCCCACCUGCAUGCCUCCUUCCCCCCUCUCGUAGUCAUUGGAGAGUAUGUCCAGCCAUCCAAGGGGACUGAAGUGGAAGAGGAAGUGCCGUCUGCACCUCGACUUGGAGCCACAACCACUUGAUCAGUCUAGGGAGGAAAGCUCCAACGAUGGGGGGCUGAGGGCAGGGCCCCCCAGCCCUGGUCCUGUUCCCUCAUCGGUUGGCCAUGGCCAGCCAGGCUGGCUCAGUAGAUGUAGGGCACUAUGCGGUAAGGCACUCUCCUGCAGUAUUCCCGCCAAGCCAGGCCAUACUUCUGGAGGCACUGGCGCUCAUCGCGGUACUCUCGGUGCACCAGUAGGAUGACAAAGUAGAAAAAGUAGAAGUAGGGAAGGAGGUGUGUCACCCCUGCCAGAGAAGAGGGUACAGGUUCAACUUGUGGACAAGGUCAUCGUUGAACUCUCCUGUCCAGCUCCCUUCCCCAGGGAGUAGAUUGUCUCCACCCUGUGUGUCCAUUUUACUCUUCCCCCAGGCCACCCAACCUUUCUUCCCAUCAUAGCCAACUCACCACAGGGCAGGGACCAGGCCAGAGCCAUGAUGAGGUCUCCAAGAUAGUUUGGAUGGCGGACCAGGCCCCACCACCCUGACACCAGCAAGUGCCGCCCUGUCGCCGUGGGGAUGGUCUCAAGCCCUGGAGAUGAUGGCAACCAAUGGUGAAAAGGGCAGAAAGGCCAUCCUGCCCUGGCACACUCCUCAUGCCCCUGGCCCCUGCUCACCAGCCACACUGGGGUCAGAAGGGUUCCUCCGGAAGGUGUUCUUCUGGGAGUUGGCCCCACGAAAGAUAACGUAGCCGAUCACUAUGGAGAAGGAAAGAAAGGCCAGGUUGUAAUGCAGAAGAGGAAUCUCCUGGCUCUAGGUCUGGCUCUCCACCAUCUUGUCACCUAUUCCAUGCCUCCUCCCCAACCCCAACUACACUUCAGGAUGGCAGAGCUGGGAAAAGCUCUCGCCAUUUUCCAAGUGUUCAUUGAAUCGAGGCCCAGAGGAAGUCACUUGCCCAAGGCCCCACUGUUAGGAGAACCAGCUCUGCCAAUCCCCCUAGCCCCUUCCCCACGAACUAACCUUUUAGCAGACAGAUGGCCCCAGCCACAGGCAGGUCCAGGGCCUGGGGAUGGUUCAGAAGGAACUGGGCUUGCAGACUGUAGAUGAAGGGGACCCAGACCAAGUCCCCAAAAGCCAGCAUGAAGCCAAAGCCAUCAUGGAUGAUGUCUAUGGUGGUAAGAACUGCCUCCUGUUCCGAGUGGUAACCAGAGCCUGAGCAAACAGUGCCCCUCCUCACAGCCCACCCCCUUCCCCACUGUCUCCCACCUACCUCCCCUGGUUGUGAGUGAAUUGAGGUAAAGUGUGUAAGGCCCAGUGUAGGUGCUUCGUGCAUGCUAACUGGUGUUACUAUCGGAUUAUUUCUGCCCUUGUCUCCAUUGUCCUCACCUCGUACCAGAGAGCAUCAGCCACGUAGAUAAACUGGAAAGCACUGACCAGCCCCAUGGCCAGGGAAGGCCACCCCCUCUGGCGCUCAGCCUCCCGCAGCAGCAGAGCCAGGUUAAUCAAGGCCUAAACAGAGAAGCGGCAGGCCCAGCUUGGGCUGAAGCUGUCCUAGUCAGCCCCCACUUCUGCGGACCCUGCUAGGACAGACAACCUGGGCAGAAUCUGAGGACAUCAGGAAAGAAUCUAGCAUCCAAGAUCCCGAGUCAGGAAGGCCUGAGUUCAGAUCUGGCCUCCCUCCGACAUGAGCUGGGCAAGUCAAGCAACUUCUGUCUGCCUCAGUUCCCUCAAUUGUAAAAUAAAGAUAAUAACAGCAUCAACCUC
Messenger RNA from Monodelphis domestica (gray short-tailed opossum), 3254 nucleotides. It is a transcript of the gene ZNHIT2, whose product is annotated as zinc finger HIT-type containing 2. NCBI's taxonomy places the organism in Eukaryota, Metazoa, Chordata, Mammalia, Didelphimorphia, Didelphidae. The record is from RefSeq and is a predicted model, not a curated record.